This is a messenger RNA of Salvelinus fontinalis (brook trout), 4409 nucleotides long. RefSeq names its product ankyrin repeat domain-containing protein 34C-like. The record is from RefSeq and is a predicted model, not a curated record. The coding region runs from base 495 to 2066 and encodes 523 amino acids. NCBI's taxonomy places the organism in Eukaryota, Metazoa, Chordata, Actinopteri, Salmoniformes, Salmonidae. The transcript is spliced from 2 exons. Gene Ontology annotation, molecular function: protein binding.
CUUCUGUCAUAGGGCAGACAAGUGACAGCCACCUUCCCUGGAAGGUAGAACUGGAUUGUUUGUGUGAUGCAUGACAGAGGUUCUCACCAGACGCAAUCUUUAUUUUUGUCGACUCUGACGUCAAGAAAAUGCACGUUUCAUUCUCCAAUCUUUAUUUACAACCUCAGUAUCUUGAGGUUGUGGUUAUUGAAUGCGCAGUGAAAGGAAUGCCGCCUAAUGGAUUGAUUUAGUGCGUUUCCAUAACAAAAGCGAGGAGCAUGAUGCGCUAUGCUGCCAGAGCUCUGAACCAAACCAGGACAGUAUUUGAGAAGCUCCGAAUAAAUUCAGGGACUAUAAAGAAGAACCUUGUAUUUGAAUUUUUUCCCCAUUAUGUUUCAGGGUUGCUAAUGACAAAACAUUGGGACACCUUUGAACAUGACAAGCCUGCAUCAGGGCUGCAGGUUGUGACUGCCUUUCACCACUGAGGGAGGGCACUAUCUGUGGUUGUCUUGGCGAUGAUGGCAGACAUACUAGAGCUGCGGACAGACGGGAACUCUCUCCUGGAGGCGGUGUGGCUCCGACGCCUGCGGCUCACCAGGCUCCUGCUGGAUGGGGGUGCCUACAUCAAUGAGAGCAACGAGCGAGGAGAGACACCGCUCAUGGUGGCCUGCAUGUCCAAACACAGCGACCCGCAGAGUGUCAGUAAGGCAAAGCUGGUUAAGUACCUACUGGAUAACAAGGCUGAUCCCAACAUCCAGGAUAAAGCAGGCCGGACAGCCCUGAUGCACGCCUGCAGUCAGAGGGCGGGAUAUGAGGUGGUGUCCCACCUGUUGACCAAUGGGGCAGACCCAAGUCUGGAAGACAGGAGCGGGGCCUCUGCUCUGGUCUAUGCCGUUAACGCAGACGAUAAGGAGACCCUAAAGGGUCUCCUAGCCGCAUGUAAAGCCAAGGGCAAAGAGGUCAUCAUUAUCACCACAGACAAGUCACCCUCUGGCACAAAAACCACCAAGCAGUACCUGAAUGCCCCCCCUUCCCCAGAGCUAGAGGAUAAGGCCUCCCCUGCAUUCUGCACCACUCCCUCUGACAUUGAGCUCAACACCUCCUCCUCACCUAACUCAGCCGAGCAGCACAACACUAUCUUCAGUUUCCAGACAAAGUUGAAAACAUCAUCCAGCACAGCAGCAAAGCUUCCCAAUGGGCCGACUUCUCCCACACGGCGACCAGCCAACCCCAAGCGUGCUCGUUUACCCCAGCUGAAGCGUCUGCAGUCAGAGCCCUGGGGGCUGAUCGCUCCCUCCGUCCUCGCUCCAGCUGCGGCCCACGAGGAGAGUAAGAGAACCACCUCUGAUGAGGACGUUGUCACAGGCAUCAAUGGACUUUCUCUGUCAAAGAGAACGACUCUGUCUCGACAAAACAGUGUGGAUGGCAAGGAUGUGUUGUUUCCACAAAUUUCGUCCUCAUUAUCUGUCCCUCCAACUUCCAAAUCGGCAUAUGAGAGGAGUCUGUGUCAGCAGCACCAGCCCCUAGCCCGGCGUAGCACCGUCCCUGCAGAGCAGGACAGUAGCAGUAACAGUGGGCCAGACAGUUUGAGAGACACGGUCUACAGGAGAUGGCUGGGCACUGACCACUAUGACUCAGACUCCCAGCUGUACUCAGACUGUGGCAUGCUGGACUCUCCUAAGGUUCCUCUAGAAAGGAAGAAACUCAACGGGUCUCCAUUAGCCAUGCUGACCAACUCCAGGGAGUCCCUAGACAUCAACAACAGCACGUCAUCUCCCAGCACAGCACGACGGUGCGCACCAGGCCUCCUGGAGAGGCGAGGCUCAGGGACUCUACUGCUGGACUACAUUUCCCAUACCCGUCCUGGCCAUCUACCCCCCCUGAACUUCAACCCCAACCCUCCUAUACCUGACAUUGGAACCAGCAGCAAGCCCUCGUCCCCUCUUGCCUCAGGUUUCAGAUCAAUAGCUCCAGUAGCAGCAAACUCACCAAAUAGAGGCCAGCUCAAGUCAAAUAAGAAACUUGUAAGGAGGCACUCUAUGCAAGUGGAGCAAAUGAAACAACUCUCUGCUUUUGAGGAGAUGUAGUGGGACUCAUUGUUUGUAGAUGUAGCAAUGUUCACCACAUAAUUAAAAAAAAAACUUUUCUAAAGGAAAUGUCCUGAUUUUGUAGACACUUUUUUAUUUCAACCUUUCCUCUUAGAAAACCAGUGUAACAAGAAUAUAACUUGCUUAUACAGUUGUAAAUGUUAUGAAUGCUCUUAGAAUAUCAGCACCACCUAUUCAACAUUACAGGUUAGACACUAGCAACAUCAAGAUAACAACUGAUGGCUGAGAGAUUCAAAAGCAUCACAUUUCUAGACAUUUAAAAAUCACAAAAACUAUUUGAAUGUAACCAUAUGAAUAAUAAUUAUUUGUUGGCCAAUCAAGUCCUUUAGAUGUGCAAUCUUAAGAACACAUACAGUAGGAGGUACAUGUGUAGCCAACAAGCCAGCUGGUUGUGUAGAAUUAUGUUAUUAAUUCAAAAUGCAGAUGGGCUUACCAGAAAUACAAAAAAAAAAUGGUUAUGUUUUGUAUGUUGUAGCUCUAGUAUGAAAGGGAGUUUGAUUGUUUUGUAGCAAACUUGUAUACAGUGCCUUCAAGACAAAUUAUUAAAAGGUGGAUCAAAAAGUUAUUUAUAAGUCCCAAUGCAACCAAAAGGUGUUUUGUUUUAGUGCCGUUGGUUUCCUGCCCAAUAUGAAAGGCUCAGAAAACAUACAAAUCCUAUUACUUAUAUGCCUUAAGUACAAUUAAAGAAAUUAUGGAAAUCAGCACUUCAUUAUCGUAAAUUCUAAAUUGCCCAAGAGAAAAAUAAAUGUUUUUUCUACCAAAUGUUUUGUAUAUAUAGCAGAGCAUGUAUUUUCAUACAUCAGUUCCAUGACAAAACAACAUAAACUCAGCAAAAAAAGAAAUGUCCUCUCACUGUCAACUGCGUUUACUUUCAGCAAACUUAACAUGUGUAAAUAUUUGUAUGAACAUAACAAGAUUCAACAACUGAGACAUAAACUGAACAAGUUCCACAGACAUGUGACUAACAUAAAUGGAAUAAUGUGUCCCUGAACAAAGGGGGGGUCAAAAUCAAAAGUAACAGUCAGUAUCUGGUGUGGCCACCAGCUGCAUUAAGUACUGCAGUGCAUCUCCUCCUCAUGGACUACACCAGAUUUGCCAGUUCUUGCUGUGAGAUGUUACCCCACUCUUUCACCAAGGCACCUGCAAGUUCACAGACAUUUCUGGGGGGAAUGGCCCUGGCCCUCACCGUCCGAUCCAACAGGUGCCAGAUGUGCUCAAUGGGAUUGAGAUCUGUGCUCUUCGCUGGCCAUGGCAGAACACUGACAUUCUUGUCUUGCAGGAAAUCACACACAGAACGAGCAGUAUGGCUGGUGGCAUUGUCAUGCUGGAGGGUCAUGUCAGGAUGAGCCUGCAGGAAGGGUACCACAUGAGGGAGGAGGAUUUCUUCCCUGUAACGCACAGUGUUGAGAUUGCCUGCAAUGACAACAAGUUCAGUCCGAUGAUGCUGUUACACACCGCCCCAGAACAUGACGAACCCUCCACCUCCAAAUCGAUCCCGCUCCAGAGUACAGGCCUCGGUGUAACGCUCAAUCCUUCGACGAUAAACACGAAUCCGACCAUCCCCCAUGAUGAGACAAAACAGCGACUCGUCAGUGAAGAGCACUUUUUGCCAGUCCUGUCUGGUCCAGCGACGGUGGGCUUGUGCCCAUAGGCGACGUUGUUGCCGGUGAUGUCUGGUGAGGACCUGCCUUACAACAGGCCUACAAGCUCUCAGUCCAGCCUCUCUCAGCCUAUUGCGGACAGUAUGAGCACUGAUGGAGGGAUUGUGCGUUCCUGGUGUAACUCGGGCAGUUGUUGUUGCCAUCCUGUACCUGUCCCGCAGGUGUGAUGUUCGGAUGUACCGAUCCUGUGCAGGUGUUAAGGCACGUUCACACAGAUGAGCAUCUUUCUUUUGCUGUUUUUCAGAGUCAGUAAAAAGGCCUCUUUAGUGUCCUAAGUCUUCAUAACUGUGACCUUAAUUGCCUACCGUCUGUAAGCUGUUAGUGUCUUAACGACCGUUCCACAGGUGCAUGUUCAUUAACUUUACAAUGAAGAUCUGUGAAGUUAUUUAGAUUUUUACAAACUAUCUUUGAAAGACAGGGCCCUGAAAAGGGGACGUUUCUUUUUUUGCUGAGUUUAAUAUCUGGACACUACAAACGUAAAUACAGACUUUAGUGGUUGUUGUAACGCUAGAAUAUAAUUUACACUUAUGGCAAUCGAAGUAAAAGUUAAUACAGCUGCCAUGUAACUUAACUGUGAGAUAUUCCUUCUGUUUAAACAUUAACGUAUUUUGAUGCAUAGUAUUUUUGUAUGUAGUUUGCUGUAUAUGCUAAAUAAAUUUCU